CUCGGGGAGUCUGCAGGGAGAGCUGGGCGGGCGCCUCGGGGAGGGGGCGGGGAGUGGCUCCGGCUUAACCCGGUGCCGCCCCAGAGUUUAGCCCGGAGGAGGAGGACGACGAGCCGCUCGAUUUAGCUAGCCUUCCGGGGAGGAUGUCUGGAGUCCCGGAGGCCGCAGCCGGGGACCCGGACGCCGCCGCGGACGCCGAGGCCCGCCAGAGGAAGCUGGAGUCCAUGAGCCGAAUGCCCCGGCUGCCGGUCCACAUGGAGAACCUGCUGCCAUCAAAAAUAAAGAUUAAUUUAGAAGAGAAUGUACAAUACAUGGCCAUGAGAAAAGCACUAAGAGUGGCAAAACCUCGUUAUGAUGUGUCUUUGGUUUAUUUAACUCGUAAGUUUAUGGAGCUCAUCAAAUCUGCUCCUGGUGGAGUUCUUGAUUUAAAUGAAGUUGCAACAACAUUGGGAGUACGGAAACGAAGAGUAUAUGACAUCACCAAUGUAUUAGAUGGAAUUGACCUCAUUCAGAAAAGAUCUAAGAACCAUAUUCAGUGGAUUGGAUCUGAUCUUGGUGGUAUUGGAACAAAAGUACCUCAGCAAAAGAAGAUAAGGGAUGAACUUACUGAUUUAACAGCAAUGGAAAAAGCUUUGGAUGAGUUAAUUAAGGAUUGUGCUCAGCAGCUGUUUGAACUAACAGAUGACAAAGAAAAUGAAAGAUUAGCAUAUGUGACCUAUCAAGAUAUCCAUAGCAUUCAAGCUUUCCAUGAACAGAUUGUUAUUGCAGUCAAGGCUCCAGAAGAAACCAAAUUGGAAGUGCCAACUCCUAAAGAAGACUGUAUAACAGUACAUAUAAAGAGCACAAAGGGACCUAUUGAUGUUUAUUUGUGUGAAGUGGAACAAGAUAACAUAAGUAACAAAAUGUUUGAAGAAAUGAGCACUACUUUAUCUGAAAGUAAGUCUACAGUUCAUCCUGAUCAAGAAGGAAAUCUACAGCAGAGUGAAUCAGAUGAAAAAAUUCACCUGAAUUGUCUUGAACAUUAAAACUCAGCGCUUUUUGUCAAGUUGGCUUAAUUUCCUCUGUGGUGAGACUUGCCUUUUUCAGUUUGGACUUGAAAAAAAAAAAUCAGCCGUUAAGGACUUCUGUGCCCAGUUUGAUAUUAACAUUAAGUCCAGUAGUUUUAGUACUUCUCUUGUAGUACAUUUAUGUCAACUUACUGUGAAAAAAUGACUCAUUUUUUAAACAAUUAUGAAAAUGUAAUUUGGCAUUUACUUAAGUGACACAAGGACUUUCUGUAGAAAAAAUUUCAUGAAAACAAUCUUUUAGAGCACAAGUUUGUUACUACUAAAACAUUUGGACUAAUCUGAAAUUGAAGAACACAGUAAAUCAUUAACUUCUUUCUUUACAAUGCAGAAUAUGUACCAAAUGAAAUUAUGCUUUACAUCAUGUGAGUACUGUUUGCAUUGUGUGCAGUCAGCUGUUUAAAUAAUAAGGAUGUACACAAUAAAAUUAAAUGUGAAUACUCCUG
This is a messenger RNA of Vombatus ursinus (common wombat), 1510 nucleotides long. Its product is annotated as transcription factor E2F6-like. The record is from RefSeq and is a predicted model, not a curated record. Gene Ontology annotation, biological process: regulation of transcription by RNA polymerase II. Gene Ontology annotation, molecular function: RNA polymerase II cis-regulatory region sequence-specific DNA binding; DNA-binding transcription factor activity, RNA polymerase II-specific; protein dimerization activity. NCBI's taxonomy places the organism in Eukaryota, Metazoa, Chordata, Mammalia, Diprotodontia, Vombatidae. Bases 144 to 1025 code for a protein of 293 amino acids. Gene Ontology annotation, cellular component: RNA polymerase II transcription regulator complex. The transcript is spliced from 7 exons.